GAGUCCAGGGACGUCUCCGGCCUGACCUGGCACGAGCCGAAGUCGCACCCCCGCCACAUCUACCGGGAGUCCGUCCCGCUGGGGCUGUCGCCGCUGGGGGCCUUCGAGAUCAGCGAGCUCCUGGAGGGCCUCGAGAAGCGGUGGCCGGCCAGGUCGUACAACUGCUUCAGCCGCAACUGCACGGACUUCGCGGCCAUACUGGUGGCUGGGCUCAAGGUCCCGGAGCCCUUCCCCGCCUGGGUCCACGGCAUCGCCAAGCGCCUCGUGGCGGCGGGGCCGGCGGGGCCGUCCGCCCCGCCCGCCGGCGCGGGGCUCUGCCCGGGGUGCUGCCCGGCGCCCGGCGUGAGCACGGCGGAGGUGCUGCCAGAGGAGGAGAUCGCGCUGCCCAUGGCACCCCACGGCGUGCCCGAGGCCGAGGAGAUCCUGCCCCCAGGCGGCCGCGACUACGGGCAGGCCUCGAAGGGCAGGUUCCGAAGGGAUUAG
This is a messenger RNA of Prorocentrum cordatum, 483 nucleotides long. The record is from the annotation of a GenBank genome assembly. Lineage: Eukaryota; Dinophyceae; Prorocentrales; Prorocentraceae.